Trichosporon asahii var. asahii CBS 2479 is the source of this 1008-nucleotide messenger RNA. RefSeq lists its product as uncharacterized. The record is from RefSeq and is a predicted model, not a curated record. The coding region runs from base 1 to 1008 and encodes 335 amino acids. The transcript has 4 exons. Lineage: Eukaryota; Fungi; Basidiomycota; Tremellomycetes; Trichosporonales; Trichosporonaceae.
AUGCUCCAGGAGGAGAGCGGCCUCUACCCGUUCGUCAACGAGCUGCGGAACGCGCAGGGCGACCGCGCCGUCCUUUUCGGAGACCUUGGUCUCGCUCUCGACCUCGGCAAGCUCGCGCUCGCGCCGCUCCAUACACCUUUGCCGGCGUGGGCAACUCCGGACAAUGACGCCGACCUGUCGGACGCUGCCGGCUCGUUCGUACAGCACUACGUCCGGCAGCUGACGUGGUCGACCUGUUCCUUGUUCGAGGCCGACAUGAAGCGCCUCCGUUGCCGCUACCCCGCUCCGAAGAUUACGGUCCUCAUCGAGGAGGCACAGAAGCACCCCGAGCUUCCCGUGUACUUGCGCUACUUUGGGACGACAGGGAUGAGCACACCCGGCGACCGCGCCCACGACGACGAGCACGGUGGGAAAGACACCUUCUGGACCAAUCUUCUCUGCGAGACGGGGAAGACUGCCGACGUGUUCGGCCUCAACGGUCGCGAUUAUCGCGGCCGCACAGACCUGCACGCGACCGAGCGUGCGCUCAUUUCCUCGGUUGCGCCUCUGUGCGGCAACUCGGCGCGCGGCGGCUAUCACCAAGAGCCGGACCUCGCUGUGAACGAUAAGAUUGUUCUUCCCCCGUUCGACGAUCCAACCGCACCUACGACGCUGCAGGCCCUCAGCCAUAUCAACAGCAGCGUCGAGGCUCACCUCCACGAUGCCAAGACCUACUGGGAGGACGCCCGUGGCGCCACGGCCAUGUCCGAAGCUGCGUUCCAGAGCACGCUCGAGGCGGCGCGUGUUCCGCACCUCGUCGGUGGAGGCGUCACCCACAUCCGAGUGGCUAAGGACGUGCCGAACGAGGAGCACCGGAACGAUGAUCGGCGGCUCGCGUACUUCGGGGCGCACGCCGGGCCUGGGCCUACUCUUAGCCGGACCGUGGUCCGCGCGCUGUUGGACGAAGGGCCGCAUGGUCAGGACCUGGACGCAGAACGCCAAGGCUUCGGUGCCUUCUUCAACUAUUAG